CUGCAGUGGUUUAAGAGCUAGUAGGCGUAACCAUUCGUUCCCAGUCGAGCGUAUAUAUGUAUAUCCAACCAUGAACGGGCCAGCCUUAUAUAAUACAAAAGCCAAAAAUGGAUAAACCCAGUUCUAUAAAUGUGGAAAGGUCAGACACAUUAAUAUAUAAUAAACAAGAAUUAUAUGGAUAGUUUGGAACUAAGUUGGGUAGGUGCUAGAAGCUUUUAUUCAUAUUCUAGAUUUCAUAACCUACCGACAAUAACUCAUACCCUCGUCUGACAUUGAGGUUGAGCACAACCCUUCUAUGACCUACAUAUAUAAAUAUAAAGCUGAUAAAAUAAAUACCAUAAAUUAAAUACCAUAAUGAAAUUAGCGACAUGUAUUCAUUAAUCAAACGGUGUUCUACACUAUUAAUUGAAAACAUUUAACGCAGACACUUCGAGCUGCUUCGUUAUAGUUCCUGCGACGAGUGCGUUUCGAGUUAGUUAGUUGUGUAUUCUUCGCGGAAUGUUGCCGACGAUAGUACACGGAAGUUCAAACAAAAGAAAGUUACAGCACCGUUCACAAUUCUCACCGUCUACCAAGCACACCAGUGUCGAUGGUUUGGAAACGCAGUUAUAUCGCGCAGUUCAUUAUUUUUUAUUGCUCUCUGAAAUUUUUGUAAGCCUACCAUAUGACGCACAUCAACAUUUACCGACCGACAACAACAAUAAGCAUAGUAUAUGGCUUAUAUUGCACAUCGUUUGGUGCAUUACUAUUUAUGCCAGUCUCAUCGUGGCCAUAUACAGCGAGUCCACGAAUAUCAACAUCGACUUGCCGACAAUACAUAAGCCGUUAUAUUUUGGCGAAUAUCUAAUAUACAUAUUGCAUAUAUUCCUGAUUAUAACCAGCAGUUAUUGGGGCCGUCACAAAUGUCGACGAUUUUUGCAUAUUAUCGCUGAAUUCGAUUACACUUUAAUUGAUUUUAAGAGACAACCGAAGUACGAACGUUUAACGUGUUUCUUGCAAACUCAUGUGGUUUUGGUAAUUUUCUUUGUAUUUUGGACUGCCACCGUCAAUUACUUUUACAGCAAUGGCAUUUUCCUUAACUACAUACGAAGUCUCGUCGUCUAUCUGUUGCCGAACCUAAUAUUGUCCAUCUCACUCAUACAAUACUACUCGUUGUUGUAUACUAUCGCCCAGCGCUCGAGACGAUUAAACGAAAUACUAUUCGGAGAGCUUUCACAAAAUAAUAGUCCACGGUUUUUAAAUGAAAAACUACAACGCAUUCGACUGCUCUAUUCAGCUUUACAAGUUUUUACGAAGGAGGUGAAUAAUAGUUUUGCAUCUUCGGUGGUCUUGGUAUACAUUGGAUCCUUCACAAAUUUGGCGGUGAAUAUUUUUUUGAUCUACAAAUAUGUGGACGAGUGGAAUACGUCAGCAAUGUCACUGGUUUUUUACUCGUUGGUUUGGACAAUCAUGCACAUUGCAAAGAUGUUUCUGAUACUUUACUACAAUCAGAGUAUCCAGAAUCAGAACAGUAAUACAAUCCUAAUAAUGAAUGAAAUUGGUGGCCAAAAUACGGAAAUGGAGGAUACAGUCACCCAUUUUGUAUUGCAAUUAAUUAUAAACACGCGAACGAAUAUUGUCUGCGGAGUAGCCGAAUUAAAUCUCAAAUUUAUUACGACACUUCUAACAGCCAUGUCCACCGUUUUCAUAUUUUUACUGCAAUAUGACAUAACUUACGAGGCGCUUAAGUUAACGCAUAACUCGGGGAAUCCCUUGUAA
This is a messenger RNA of Bactrocera dorsalis (oriental fruit fly), 1758 nucleotides long. Its product is annotated as putative gustatory receptor 59f. The record is from RefSeq and is a predicted model, not a curated record. The transcript is spliced from 4 exons. Gene Ontology annotation, cellular component: neuronal cell body; membrane; axon. The coding region runs from base 499 to 1758 and encodes 419 amino acids. NCBI's taxonomy places the organism in Eukaryota, Metazoa, Arthropoda, Insecta, Diptera, Tephritidae. Gene Ontology annotation, biological process: sensory perception of taste.